Messenger RNA from Astrephomene gubernaculifera, 9496 nucleotides. The record is from the annotation of a GenBank genome assembly. NCBI's taxonomy places the organism in Eukaryota, Viridiplantae, Chlorophyta, Chlorophyceae, Chlamydomonadales, Astrephomenaceae.
CACUGACAUACAGCUUCCAUUAAGUAAAGGCUGGACUGCCACGCAUGGUAGCAGUGUGUCCGUUGCCGUGUUCAACUGGAAAACCGAAGACUGCCUAUACAACUUCAUUUUAGCAAUAACAGCUAAACGCGUUUCACAAAGUCUAGAAUGUGAACGAGAGAGAUGCAUGUACAGAUGAUAGCGUUGCCCUCCUGGCAACUCGUUCCAUCCGUCUUCGUUGGACUUCUGUUGGGCAGCCUGUGGGGAGGCUCUUCUGGCACAUGGGAACCGAUACGGGCUUUACUGCGAAGGCUUCACCCCCAAAAGGAACAAAAACGCAGUCAGGAGGUUCCGCCUCCAUCAGACCAGACCAGAUGGCUGUUCCAAAACAUGCUUGGAAGGCUGUAUGGACUCACGGUAUCGUACCGGCAGCUAUGGCUCCUGCUGAGCAACGCACCUGCAACCACAGCCACCUCCGCUGCCUUCACCCUAGCCUUCAGCGGCUCCCUGCUCAGGGUCCUCGCCCACGGCCUGUGCCUGCUGUGGCUGGCCCUGGACGGUCAGAGCUACUUCCGCGCGGCGCCCUCCCUGCACCUGCCCCUCACCCUUACCCUCGCACUCGCAGCCAUUGCGCGCCACUGCAGCGGCCUGCUGCCGGUGCACUUCCAGGUCCAGCUGAUCCAGCACGGCAUGUUCCUCAUCCUGCAGCAAGACGCCAAGGACCUGUUCCUUGUGCAGCUGGGUGUGGUAUCGCUGGUGUAUGAGAUGGCGCACGCAGCACAGCCGUACGUGCACAAGUGGGGCUCGGAGGGGCUGCUAGGAGGCAGUGCCGGCGCUGCGGCCUCCAGCACUGCCGCCGCGGCCCUGGUGAAGGGCGGCUUGGGAGGCAGGUUGCGGUAUGAGGCGGGCACCUGUGCGGCUACUGCGGCUGUGACAGCUACGGGGGACACGCAUAGCAUCAACGCGGCGCUGCAGUGCAUGUCGUUCCUGGGGCUCUGCCUGGCGCUGAUCUUCAUCUACAACGUCUUCUCCAAGACCUUCCUUCCGCCCUCACCGCUGGUGGCACCCAGCAGCUCCUCUCCCAACCCCCCCGGAGCCCUGCCGCACAGCAGCUCCCGGCUGGCGGCCGCAGAGGGCCUCCUCCCCUCCAGCCUGCAAGAGCCGAUUCCGGAGGGAAGCACCUACUUACGGGGAGUAGCAGCCGCAGGUAGCAGCAGCACCGCUCUGUCACUGUCGCUGCCGCUGCUGGGAAGUCGUCGGGCGCGGCGCUUCAGCGCCGUUACCAGCGUGCCUGAGGACACCAGCUGCAUGUCGCCUGCCCCCUCCCUGGCCAGCUGCGUGGUGUCGCCCAUCCCAGGGCACUCCACAACCGGCCUCAGCCAGUUCACGUUGCACGUGAUGACGCGUUCGUACAUCCUGAAAGUGGCGCUGUCACGUGCCGUUACCUGCGUGUGCGGCGCCAUGUUCGGGGUUGCGGUUGUGAAGGACCUGGCAGCGGGGGCGCCGCUGGCGUCACGGGCCGUGUCGGUGCUGGGGGUGUUGGCGGUGCUGGGGGCCAACGCGGGGCAGCUGGUGCUGCUGUGGCGGCGGCCGCAGCAGUACCUGCGCAGCGCGGACCGCUACAACAAGGCGGUGUGGGGGGUCACGCUGGCGGGACUCAUCGCACCGCAUGUGGAGCCGUGGGUGGCCGCCGGCGACCCGGAGGCGAUGACGGUGUCGGUGCUGUUCCUCUCCCUGCACGCCGUGGUGCACGACGACAGCUUCGGCUGGUAUGUGGCGCAGCAGCUGGUGCUGCUGGCGGCGGCGGCGCUGCAGUCGCUGCUGUGGUCGCACGCGGGCGCCCCGCACCGCCGGAUGGACAGGCUGCGAGACAUCACCCUGUAUUGCGUCAUCUGCUGCGGCGCCUGCCUGGCGCACGUCGUCAACCACCAGUUCAUGCUCUACUCGCGGCAGCCCAUCUCCUCCUCCGCCGCCUCUCAACAGCAGCGCACCGGCCGCCGCAUGAGCAGCAGCAGCAGCGCGGACCACGCCCGCAGCCGGCGCUUCAGCCUGGAGUCCGGAGGAGGAGGAGGAGGAGGAGGAGGCGGGGCACCCGACAGGGACCUGGCAGGGCAGCCUGCCUCAACCACGCCACAACAGCAACUGCUUCCUCCUGAGCAGCACCCUCAACCCCGCCGAGCCCAAUUCCAGCCCGCCGUACGCCAUGUAGGCUUCCCUGCCACAGACUCCGCCGGCCGCCCGUCCGCACCUUCGUCCCCCAGCCGUACUGCAGCCCUGCCUGAGCCGCCCGAACCACCCUCCCGGCUGCAAGCCCGCGCCUCCCCCUUGAGCAGCAGCUUCUCCCUCAACGGCCCCUUGCCGCUCCUGACCGACCUUGCCACCGCCGCCUCAGUCGACCGGCCGCCCAGCCCGGCUGCCGCCCCCCCACUGCGCGACGCCAGCCCCUCCUCCGGCUCCCGCGCGGGUGCGCUGCGGGUCCCCACCCGCCGCGGCCGGGUGUCCUCCAGCCCCGCAGCAGUGCAGCAGCAGGAGCUGCUGCCGCUUCCGGGCGGCGGAGGAGGCGCUGUUCAUCCGCAGGAGGAAGAGGAGGAGGAGGAGGAGACCCUGGCUGGAGCAGGCGCCGCAGCCGCCGCCGCGGCCACUGCUGCCGCGCGACGGCUGCAGCAGCAGCAGCAGCAUGCCGCGCUGCAUCCCACGCUGUCAGAUGCGCAGCUCCCGCUGGUCAGGCAGCAACAAGGCCCCGCAGCGGAAGAGGGUCCUGCUGGGCUGCCUCCCCUGGCGGGGGCCAGGGGCCGCCGUCAGGUGUCCGCCAGCCAGUCUGGGCCGCAUGUGGGGGUGCAGGAGGGCGGAGGUGCUCCGGCGCUGGAGUCGCCCACACCGUAUGCGAGUGUGGAGCUCUCCGAGGCACCUGCGGCGGAGGCGGAGCGGCUCCAGCAGGCGCUUGCGCAGGGGGCUGAGCUGGCUGCAGCCAGCAAUGCAGGGGAGCCGUCGCAGCCCAAGGAGUUGGGGCUGUCCUCGGCCGCAGGUGGCAGUGGUGGUGAUGGUGCUACUGCUGCAGCGCACCUUACCGCCGCAGUGGCCGUUCCAGAUGCGGCUGCUGCUGCUGCUGUGGAUAACGCGGGUGCGGCGGCAGGGGGAGGGGUAGCGCGGGAGGUACCGGUAGAAGCGCCCGGCGGGAGGCUAGCAGCCGCGCCGUCCUAUGUCACCGGCGACGAGGAAGUGAGCCCAUUCGCCCGCCAUGUGACACCGGACACACCCCCAGCUGCAGCAUCGGCGUCAGCAUCAACAUCAGCCGCGCCCCCUGUUACGGUGCCAGAUGCGGCGUCCUCCUCCUCCCUCCCAGCACCCACGCCAGUCGACGUCGCCAAGUCCCUUUCCGACACCGAUGCACCGCACGCGGUCAACGUUCCCGACCCGCGGGUCUCACCCAGUCCACUGCUCACCGCUGUGGCCGCCUCCCCCACCUCCACCCGGGCCCAGCGGUACCUCUCCGGGCCACAGUCCCCCUUCACGGCCCCCAACAUACCACCCCCUGGAGCCUCCGCCAGUUCCGGCCCCCUGAAAUCCACGACGGGUGCAGUACGGGCGCUGGGAAACCAGCUGCGCCACCUGACCUCAACCUCCAGCCACGGCAGCCUGGCGCCGGUCGGCGAGCCCGCUGCCGCCGUGGUGGAGUGCAAGCUGGGGGCGAGCAGCCGCUCUGCUCACUCGCACUCGCACUCGCCGCCUGCGCGGUGCGGGUGCAGCCCGGGUGCCGCUGCGGGCGGGGGGGCGGCGGCGCGGGAGGGGGGGCGGAGGCGGCUGGCGUCGGCGCUGCCGGAGGGAUUGUGCGCCCGAGAGGACACGGUGCCGCGCGACAUUGUCUUCGCCGUCAUCUACUCGGCUCAGCACGCCUCGGACGUCGUGCACCUGCUGCGCGCCUGCACCCCCGGCGCCGUGACGCGCACCUGGAUUGCGGCGGCGCUGCUGUACAGUGUCGCGCUGGUGGCGGGGCUGUGGUACCUGUGCGCGUUGCGCCGCCGCGACCCGUGGGUCACUUCGCGUCGGGUGCGCACCGCUGUUUGGACGGUGCGGCUGACGGUGCUGCAUGCGCUGCGGUCGACGCUGUACAUAGCAGCCGGCAUGGAGGUUCCCAGCCUGCUGGGUCGGGCGAUCGUCUCCUCGGUGGCGUUUGGCUUGAUUGGCCUGUCGGCGAGCUCCUUCCUGCGCUCCAUGCCCAUCAAGAUCAUCGUGGUGUACAGCCUGAGCUGCAUCAAGGACCCCUCGCGCCUCGCACCCCAGCGCCUGAUCGUGUCCCUGGCCACCUACUUUGUCCUCUCCACCCUCGCCUACACCGUCGCCGCCGCCGCCGUCGCCGCCGCCCCCAUCCGUCACCACCGUCACGCUGCGGCCCACUGCGCCUUCGACGCAGCCGCAUCCAACGCCGCGCUAGAGAGGAAACUCGCCAGGCGGCGUCGUAAAGCCCGCAUCAGCGACGAACUGCUGCUAGGCUCACUAAACAUCUCGGAUGAUGGAGAUGAUGAUGAUGAUGAUGGUGACGACGACGGAGCUGAUUUGUACGACGACAACGAUGAUGAUUCUGCUGACUUGUACGACAGUGAUGAUGCCGACCUGGCGGACGGCGUCCUGCCUCGCAACCGCUUCCGUAGCGGGGUGUGCGGCCUGAGCACUGCUGACUUUGGCGUGCCGAGCCUGGAGGAACGAACCGGCAGCGGCAGGCCGGUGGGCGGCGCCGGCGCCGGUGGCGGCAGUGGCGGUGGUGGUGGUGUUGUGCGUGUGAAGCCCAACCCGCUGAUGUGCCGCUGGCUGGAGUUCUCCUCCAACGGCAACCUGUUCGCCUCGGUUGCGUUCCUGGUGCUGACGCUGCUGUUCACGGGGCUUACGCGGGUGCUGCGGUGGGCGAUGCCGGCGCAGGAGGGGUACGAGCCGGACCCGUACCGGCUGGUGGAGAUGUGGGUGCUGCAGUGGGCGGAGGGCGCGGUGAUGGCCAUGGGUCAGCGGCUGAGCGCGGCGGAGGGGGUGUCGGGGCUGCCGCAGACGGCGCUGGCGCUGUCGCUGUUCAUGAUGGCGCUCGCCUGCGUCGUCGUGAGCCAGGUGGUGGCUCUGGCCUUCACGGUGAGUGUCGACCCGCGGGUCGGCAUCUACCAGAGCGGCCUGUCGGACUUUGCCGCCGCGGUGGCGUCCAUGCAGCUGCAGGAGGCGUCGCGGCAGAGCAUCGCCAUCACAGUGGAUAGGUGCAUGAGCGAGGCGCUCGACAGCUGCUCCGCGCUGCUGGUGCUGGUGGAGCAGGUGGCCCCCCGCACCGCCACCUUUGACGGCAUGGUGUCCCCGCUGGCGCCCAAGUCCUCCGCGCCACCCAGCCGCACCGGCCUCCGCAGCGGCAGUGUCACCGGCAUGACACCCCCGCCUGCGGGCGCGGGCACGGGUGCGGGGCUGUCAGGGUUCGACCCGCAUGCCACGGUGUAUGUGUUGCAUGACCAGCUGCUGGGCUCGGACAUGCCGCCGUACAAGCUGCCUCUGGAGCAGCUGCCCAGCAUUCUGGACUCGCUGCACAGCGGCGCAACGCUCUUCAACAACGACAUCACCAAGGCCAGCGAGGAGCUGCUGAACAAGCACGCCGACUGGCGCAGCGCCCGCGACCUGGAGGGUGCCCGCAGCGUGUGCGUGGUGCCGCUGUUCUUCAGCGGGCAGCCGCAGGGCGCACUGGUGCUGCACAGCCCUCUGCCCGAUGUGAUGGACUCCGUGUUCGUGGGCUGCGUGCAGCAGCUGGCGGCGCAGCUGGGGCAGAUGGUCUACCUGAAGCGCGCGCUAGAGGACGUGCGUGCGGACGAGCAGCUGCUGUCAGACCUGAUGCCCAGCCACGUGGCGCUCACCCUGAAGCGCCGCUUCAUGACGUCCAACGACGAUGCGCUCAUGCUGCCCAUGUUUGCCCAGCAGCAGCAGCAGCAACAACAACAACCCGCAGCGGUAGCCGCAACAUCUGCUUUCGGCAUGAGCGGCGGCGGCGGCGGGGUUAGUGGUAGCGGAGGCGGGGAGGUGGCGCGGGGUAGCAGCAGCAGCUUGCACAGGGCCUCCCUGGACGCCAGCUUGCCGCAGAUGAGGUCCGGCGGGUCGGUUGGUGCGGCCGGGGCAGGGGCAGCUGGUGUCAGUAGCGGCGCAGGCGUUGUGGCAGGGGUGACUGGCUCGGGAGGACUGGUGUCCCCGUGCAGCACCGUUCCCAAGCGGUCCAUGAGCGUGCGGCGGGUGACCGCGGGUGGGCUGUUGGCGGGGGCGGUGCCGCGGACGUCGCAAGGGGGAGAGAGCAGCAGCGCGGUGGAGGGAGGCGGCGGUGGUGGGGGGGGUGGUGUCGCCGAGCCGGCUGUGAUGACUUUAGAGACGCCGGUGGGGCUGGUGUACCAGCAGUGGCACAGCAACGUGACGGUGCUGUUCGCGGACAUUGUGCAGUUCACGCCCAUGAGCCAGGCGAUGGAGCCGCAGCAGGUCAUGUUGAUGCUGCACGAGCUGUUCACCCGCUACGAUGCGCUGCUGGAGCGGCACAACGUGUACAAGGUGGAGACCAUCGGAGACUGCUACAUGGCCGCCACAGGGCUGCUGGCUGAGGAUCCCGACCACGCCACGCACAUGUUUGACUUUGCGUGCGGCAUGUUGGCGGCCGCCGCCACCGUGGCCGUUCCGCUGCAGGGCCACGGCAGCGUGCGCAUCCGCGUGGGCAUGCACACGGGCAAGGUCAUGAGCGGGGUGGUGGGGACGGUGAGGGCGCGGUACUGCCUGUUCGGCGACACCGUCAACACCGCCAGCCGCAUGGAGAGCACCGGUGUGCCGGGAACAAUCCAGGCGUCCGAGACCACGUAUCACGCGCUGCCAGCUGAGCGGCAGGCCGUCUGGCGCUGCAGGGGCGCUAUCGAUGUCAAGGGCAAGGGCAACAUGAACACGUAUUUGUAUGCGCCGAGCGACUCGGCGGCAUCCGUGCGGGAGUGAUAACGGCUUUCCUGGGGUCAAGAUUCACGUGCGCGCUGCGACGCGUUGCAAAAAUAGGGGGCGCAUUAAAUGCGGCGGCGACUUUAGAUGUGUGGAUAGUUGUUGCCGGAGUUUCUCCUGCGCGAGACGGGUCUGCAUUCCUUGCCCCUGCUUGCAUGGUGUGAUUUACAAGGGGCGCAGCAUAUGGCCAUUCGAGAUGCGCAUCAGCUGGCUUUCCGCAUGGGGGGUGGUCUGUCCGCAGCCGCGCACGCAGCAUGCGCCACGCAUGCAGGUGGUGGCACUCAUCGGCAGUACUCAAGCGCAUGGGACACUGCUCGUCACAUUGCACCCCGCUGUGUCUUCGCAACCAGGCAGGGCACGUGGAAGCAGCUCGCCUUGCAACCACGGAACGAAGAACCCAGUGGGGGCCCUCGCAGUGCCUCCUCGCUCCGCCCGGUGUCGGGAUAUCGCUGUGCUCGUACCUGGCAUUGGGGCGGAGAUUGCUGGGGGCUGCAUUGGAGGGUGGUACGUCGUGGAUACGACCACCAUGUUUGCUCGGUAGGAGACGCUUCUACCGUACAUGGUUUGCGGGCCUUGAGGUGGGCGUCAUAGUCUCAUAGCUACUCGAAGGCCCCAGCCGAGAAACAUACAGGCAGGCAGCAAGCUACCGACGUGCUUACGGAUCGAGGGUAUCCUUGGCAGUCGUAUGCUGUUAUGCGUCCGGACACUCGCAUGCUGGUGUGUUGGUGUUUUGUUUCGCGUGGUACUGCAGUUGGUGUUGCCUCGUGUUUAACUGCUGUUUCGGCUUUAUUAUGGGGCAUAAGUAAGGGCAGAAGUAAGGGUACGGAUAAUUAGAAGGUACGGCAGCAGCAGGGCGCGUACAUCAACGUUACAUGCUUCGUUUUGGGGGCAGGUCUUCUGUUGUCCUAGCACCUAGCAUGUCCUAGCAUGCUGUGCUUGUGUUGCGUGCUUUGGUCUCAAUUCAAAUCCACAUCUUCCUUCCUAGCUGACUAGCUGACUGGCAAACCCUGUGUGCCGGCCUGGCAUCCGCGUUUGGAGCGACCGUCGGAGCGACCGUCGGAGCGACCGUCGGAGCGACCGUCGGAGCGACCGUCGGCGAACCAAAAACCGCGCGGAACCUGCAGCAUUGAAGUCUGGCAGACACAGGCUGCAUAGUGUUUGCAACACCCGUUUACUUUUGGUUUUGUUACCGUAAAUACACACCUUGGGUUGCAGAGGGCCAGCGUACAGGAGGGAUGCAACUGCUGUAUCCGGGGGGGCCAUUGACGGUGGCCGCUUGACGCGCGAUGGCUCAUUGCGCACUGGGGAAGCCCCUGUUAAGCUUAUAACUUUGGUUUCACUGCGGCACCACUACCGUAUACUUGACGUUUUUUUCGGGGGUAUUGUGGAUUGUGUGCUGUCUUACUUUGGCAAUGUUGCCUUUGUCAAUCGCUAUGAAGAAUUUCCAACAUCCGCCGGUAUCCCCGUAGAGGCCGGUUGGCAUGUUAGUGGGUAGCGUGGCAGCUGCUACUGGCUUGCAGCCUUGCGCGGCUAGGAAUGGAAAAUUACUGUGACUAGGUGUGGCGAAGUCUGAUGAGAGCCGACGGAGCGUGUGUCGUUACUGGAGGGGGGGAGAGUCGUACGAGGACAACCGCGGUCACGGCAGCGGAAGCUACCUGACUGGGAGGGGUCCUGCGCGGUCGUACAGAAAAAUUGAGUGUUGCAGCACUUGAGAAGCACUUUCCUGACCCUGCCGCAGCAGGAAGGUCAGAUACUGCUGUGCCAAAGUUGCACGGGCCCCAGACUGCCUGCCCAUUUUGGUGGCGUCUUGCAAGUUGACAGUUGGGUGACGCGGGUUGUCGCAUGCCGCGGUGCUAAGGCGUGAAGGUGCUGUUGCUGCUGCUGCUGCUGCUACGGGUGUCUUGGGUUCUCUUCAGCACUUCAGCACUCUUCAGCACUUCAGCACUCUUCAGAACUUCAGCAGCUGGUUUGUAUCGGGGUGUCAUGGGGUUGUGGUUGUGUGUGUUGUGAACGAGCGGUGGGGCGGGUGAGUGCGGGCAUGUGGCGGGCGCGGGUGUGUAUGGGCUGCUGGGCGAGUCAUGCCUUGUACCGCUGCCUCGUGUUGCACGACUUGCACUGUAAUCCGGUGUAGGAGGACUUGGGUUAGCGCUGCGCUUUAAUGCUCUUUCCUUUUGUCAUUGUUAUGCAUGUAUGGAAGUGUGGAAGUUCGGUUUGGGCUCCCAGGCCCGCCGCCCACAGGUCACUAAUGUCCGGUGUCUGCAAGGCCGUGUGCUUGCGUCGUACUGCAACCCGUUUUGUUGUGCAUCCGUGCUUUGGGGUUGCAUUAGCGCCUUACCAAGCCGUGUAACUAUGUUUGGGCAAACGGUGCCCUUAACGGUCGAUGAGUGUCAGUUCGCUGUCCAAGUAAAGCCGCAGCCACCCUUGUAGCAGCCCUUUCGACCCGUUGGGGUGUUGUAUGCUGGCUGAAGCAAUUCUCGACAGAUAAACACCCAAUGAGUACAGAUGUUUUACACAAGAACACAAGAAUCUCCGGCACAAC